CUGGUAAAAAAAACUGUUCAUUUUUUAAAAACAUGAUCGAAAACGACGAUUCGGUUGCAUUUGGGGAAUGCAAUACCACUUUAAACGCAAGUAAUCAAACCCAAUCGGAUUCUAUAACUGAUGUUGAAAAUAUUGAAAGUAAACCUUGUAGCGAAGAACAUAAAAAUGUAGUGGAAAGUCUGAAAAGGGAGUUUAGCCGUAUUGCAGAUUUAGCAAAACAUGAGAGUUGUAAUACAGAGUUAAUAAAAAAGUUUGUUGGAAGCCUAAGAGCAAUUAACAGAGGUAGUCAGUUGGAUUCAUUCCUAGCUAGCAAGCAGCGUAUCAAACGAAAAACAAAAUUAAUAAAAGUCCACCCUACAGCACGCAGUAGAGAAAGAUACAAAAUGCUAAAAUGGGGGGACAGAGAAUUCAAAAUAUUAGAUAUAGCUCCAAUUAAAAGAGUAUGUAUUAAAAUUCAAUUUAUUCCAUUUCACCCGAUUUGUAUGACUCAGCCACGUUGUUGUGCUGCAAACGUUUAG
This is a messenger RNA of Sitophilus oryzae (rice weevil), 518 nucleotides long. RefSeq lists its product as uncharacterized. The transcript is spliced from 3 exons. NCBI's taxonomy places the organism in Eukaryota, Metazoa, Arthropoda, Insecta, Coleoptera, Curculionidae. The record is from RefSeq and is a predicted model, not a curated record. Bases 33 to 518 code for a protein of 161 amino acids.